Messenger RNA from Hyaloperonospora brassicae, 582 nucleotides. NCBI's taxonomy places the organism in Eukaryota, Oomycota, Peronosporomycetes, Peronosporales, Peronosporaceae. The record is from the annotation of a GenBank genome assembly.
AUGCCGCAGAGAGAUCAAGUGGUGCUGCGCGUGAGAGCAUAUGGACAAGAGGGACUAGAGUUUGCGCUAUCUGGGGUCAACAUCUCUGAGAAGAGAUACACAGCUGUCUACUGCUUGAUCAGUGCAUUCGUACUCGUCGUCGGGGGCUUGUUAUCGUCUAUUGAAUGGGAUGUAAUACCCUCUGCUCGACUGUUCGUUGGUCUGCUGCUACUGACAUUUUCAGCUGCAUGGAUCACCAAAGCUACAGGACGCGUCAUUGUCGAAGAGGCGAUGCUGGUGGUGCCAUCGCUUGGUGUGAGACUGAGCAAGAAGCAUCGCAGUGGUGAAUUGAGCAGCAAGUUUGUAGACCUGGACAAGAUUUGUGGCGUGGCGGUGAACGAAGCCAUCACUUUCUCAAGUGUAGUGUAUUCGCUCGUGCUCAUGGUCGAGGGGCAAGACGAUAUGGUGCUGCCAUUUGAGACGUUCCAGCCACAGGUGGCCGUGUUGCAGGAGAUUUUCCUGGAAACAAAAAGACUGCUGUUUCCCGUUGGCAGCGACCGCCAACCGCGUCUCCCGACGGACAUUGCACCUACACCGUGUUGA